Molecule: messenger RNA, 657 nt
Organism: Cordyceps fumosorosea ARSEF 2679
Lineage: Eukaryota; Fungi; Ascomycota; Sordariomycetes; Hypocreales; Cordycipitaceae
Product: Dimeric alpha-beta barrel
Exons: 3
Coding region: 1-657 (218 amino acids)
Source: RefSeq, a predicted model, not a curated record
AUGGCUACCUGCGAAGUCAUCCAACUCUCCGUCGUCACCUUCCGUCCCGACCUCUCCCCGCCGUACUCGCCACCCGCGCCGCCAUCGGCCUUCCUCGACGUCGCCGCUAAGCUGCAGGCCGUCCCCGGGGCGCGCGCCUCAUACCUCGGGUACCAGCUCGAGGACUCGCGACGCUGGGUCUGGGUGGUGCGCUGGGCGACGGGCGCCGCGCUCGACGCCUUCCUGGCCAGCCCCUCGUAUGCCCGCUGGCUCGGCUCGCUGCGCGCCGUCGCCGACACGUACGCCAGCUCCCGCGCCUUCUUGAGGGGCGAUAUCGCCGCCUCGCUCAACAGCCCCUGCACCGAGGUGGUGACGGCGCUCGAGGCCGACCCGGGCUUUGUGGAGGAUCACCUGAGGCCGUUUGCGCGCUGCUUCGAGCGCGAGCCGGCAAAAAUCCCGGGUUACAGGGCCCUCUCGUACGGCCAGUGGCUGCCGGUCGUGCAUGACGGCGUGGUGGCCCCGGUCGGCGUCUCGGCGGGCAUGCUCAUCGGCUGGGAAAGCAAAGAGGCCCAUUACGCACAGCGCGGUGAAGGAAUGCUCAUUGAUCGCUACGUCCAUCACAUCCGCGGUGGCCGCAAAUCAUUAGGCCUGUAUCACGUCAACUUCACUCGUCUCUGA